ACCGAACAUCCCGCUGCUCCAGUUCGACUUCUCCACUGCAUUCGUGCUCGAGGAUGGAACAGGUCGCUCAAGCUGGAGGGACUCUGGUUCAAGCAUCACCAUAAUGUCUAUGGGACCGUAAGCAAACCCUAAUGCUCCAUCCCGACGUUUCAGCUCGCCUUUAGAGGCUCGUGCUUCCGCAGAUUGCCUUCGUUUCAGCAUCAGCGUCACGGUUCUCGCGCUUCGUGCAGUUGUACCCCUCCCGAGUUGUCGUUUCUCGAGAUUGUCGGAGGAUGACGAGAUAGCAGCGGCUUCCGCGGGCUGAAAGUCGCGGCCUCGUCGCGUUCGUCGGUGAGGCGAUUCUGACGAAUGGCGCACGACGUCAGAAAGCUCGCGAGCUCGCCAGCUGUCGUCCUGCUAUUGGUCGCCUCGCAUCUCGUCAGCUCCUGUUCCGCAUUUCGUUUCAAAGCUCCCGAACCUCUUAAAGGUCCGGUGCGCAUCAACUGCGGCAGCAGCGAGCGUCUGACGGUCCACGGCCACACAUGGCUGCCCGACUCCUUCUACCACCACGGCACGCCCUUCCACAUCCCCCGCCACCGCUACUCGCCCUCUCCCAACCUCCCCUCCGCCCCUCGCCUCUCCUCACCAAUCGAAACCACCCUCCGCGCCUUCCCGAACGUGAACAGCAACGGCGGGUGCUACACCGUGCCUCUCGUCCCCGAGACUCGGUACCUGGUUCGGGUGGGCGUCGCCUACCGCAACUACGACGGGCAAAACCGCCCCCCGGCGUUCCACAUGGCGGUGAACGGGCUCAUCAUUAAGACCGUCGCCAUGGGGGUCACCGAAAAGCAGUACCCGCUCUCGGCGUACUAUAGCGAGUACAUAGUGUUUGCGCGGCAGGGUUACAUCUCGGUGUGCUUCAUGCCGCUGCUGGGCGUGGUGGCGGCGCCCCCCCAGGUGAACUCCCUGGAGUUUCUUCCCAUCGACCCCCUGGCGUAUGACGCCCUGGUGACGGGCACGGACGUGGUCGUGGUGCCGCUGCUCAGGCAUGACUUGGGGGCUAGGGGGGGGGCAGGGGAUGUGGCUCCUGGGGGUGAGGGAGGAAUGGGUGAAGGGGGCUGGGCGGCGGAGGACAGUGCGUUUAGAGUGUGGGGCCAGGAUCUGGCUCCUGCGUGGGGGGCUGUUUCGGGCAGAGUGGCCCAGCACUCAAGUGCAGUGGCAGCACCAACGGCAGCAGCCCCCUCUGCUCGCACCAGUGACAGCAGCACUAGCUGGAGCACACGAGGGCACCAGUUUGCAGUGGUAACCACGUCGAAGCGUAUUGAGGGUGCGGACGUGGCACCGGACUACAUACCUUCGGCGUUGUUCCAAUCGGCGUGGGCAGGAGCAGAGGAGGCGAGGGGAGGAGGGGAGGAACAGGGGCAGGGCAGAAGCCAGAGAGCACAAGGGCUGCUCUGCUGGCCGAAUGAUGACAGUCGCAGGGGAAACAGCAGCAGUGGCCUCAGCGACAACAGCAGCAGCAGCAGUGUGGGGCCACAGACGUGCGUUGGUUCGGUGGGGUUCACGGUGCGUCUAGAUCCAGUGAACCUGCUGGACGUGCUGUGCGUGCGGCUGUUCUUCGCUGAGGUAGAGGACGGGGUAGGGGUGGGCGACAGGCGCUUUGACAUCCGGCUCGGCGCCAUGAGCGUGCUGGGGAGAGUGAGGGAGGAGGAGAGGGCAGGGGGUGAUGGAGGCACAGAAAGGGAUGAGGGCGAGAGAGCAAGUACCCGAGGCUUCAGGAAGGGGUUCAGUGGGGGGAGCGUGAAAGGUGCACAAGUGACCUUUGAGGCGAGUGGAGGGAGGGAGAGAUGGAAGAGGCGCGGUGAGAAGCUGCAGAAGUUGAGUGCAAGGAGAAACAUGAGCGCGAGGACAGUGGAUGCGGAGGGGCAUGCGGAGAGGGAGGGGGGGGCAGUGGAAGGAGAAGGGGUGGAGGAGGGGACGGAAGGGCAGGAGAUGGUCGCUGGAGAGGAGGUGCGUGGGAGGAGAAAGCUGCUGGGGAAGCGGGAGGGAAAUGCAGCGAGCAGGGGCAGUGAGAAGGAGACGGGUGGUUCACAGAACAAGGAGAAGCGGCACUUGUCUUGGGCAUGGAGGAGAAAAGGCGAGAACGAAAGGGAGCGAGCGAGGCGGAGUAGGAGAGUGGGAGUGGAGCACAUAGCGCACACGGGGCUGGACAAGCGGCAGGCGGUGGUGCACGGCAGCGUGCUGCUGGACGCGCUCAAGAGCAUCAGUGAGAGCGGCGAGUUCGACACGGGCGGGGGCGUGGGCACACCAGUGAACUGGUACCGCAACUUCCUUGACUUCAGCCUGCGGGAGCUGGUGUUUGGCAAGCAGCCGCGGCCGUGGAGGCAGGAGCGGCAGCAGCUGCUGCAGUGGAAGCAUAUGCAGCAGCAGCAGCAGGCGCUGGGGCACUGGGAGCAGCAGCAGCAGCAGGGGAAGGAGAAGGCAGAGGAGGAGGAGCAAAUGUUUCGUGGCAGCAACCCAGUAUACGCCCGGGACUGGAGCAGCACUGGGUUCGACAUCCUGGCGGCUGCAGGCGGGGCGCCCCACAGAGCGAUCAUGGUGCCCCUCUACUUCAACUUCACGCUAUACGCCGAGGAGUAUGGCCCGGAGCUGGUGAUCCUCUUAAAGCCCAUGCGUGGCUCCAAGAGGCCGCCGUUGCUGGCGGGCGUGGAGGUGGUGGAGGUGGUGCGCACGCCAGAGGGGGGCCACGUGCCUGCAGGCUACCUCCCCAACGACAUUGCAGCCGUCAUCGUGCUCGUAUCACUGGCCUACAUUGCCCUCAAGCUCGCUCCGCUCUGCCGCGACCCCGCCUCUCACUCCCCGCUCGUCCGCCUGCCCUUCGUGCGCCUUCUAUCCGGACCCACCAAAGACCGGAGUAGCUAGUCACUGCGAAGGCUGCACCAACAAUACUUCCAACCGUUGGCUCUUCGUGACCUCAUCUUUCAUGAGGCGCGACCAUGGGUGUUGCCAACAGGGCUGAUUUUAUCAGACUAUUUUAGUCUGAUUGUCUGAAAUUUCAGACCUAUUUUUUUGCCGAUCCUGAUUUUUCAGACUUGCCAAUUUCUGAAUGCUGAACCCUUCAGAGUUAUAUGUUUUUGAAUC
Messenger RNA from Closterium sp. NIES-67, 3120 nucleotides. NCBI's taxonomy places the organism in Eukaryota, Viridiplantae, Streptophyta, Zygnematophyceae, Desmidiales, Closteriaceae. The record is from the annotation of a GenBank genome assembly.